AUGGUCCUAGAGCUCCAUACAUGGGGUCCAGCCUUUGGCCUUCCCUCCAUUGAUCCUACGUGCGUCGCUGCCACAGCCUACCUCAACCGCACCCUUCCUCGCGACAGAUGGACGCUCAUAGCCGACUAUGAUUCUUCACUUAGCCCUCAAGGGGAACUCCCCCUCCUCGUGGACGCCGAUAAGAAAAUCACAGGGUUCACCAACAUAGUUUCUUACCUCCGCAAGAACUACUCCCACAACCUCGAUGCCGACCAAACCCCCCAGCAACAAAGAGAUAGGACAGCAUUCACCUCCCUACUCGAAUCUACCGCCGGGCCGCUGCUCGACCUCUACCUCUACGUCUCCUCCGAGAACUACGGCACGACCACCUCCGCUGCGUAUACCGCGAUACUUCCAUGGCACGUGAAUUAUACCAUACCCCCAAAACGGCGAGAUAUAGCUAGGUCCAGAACCGCCCAUCUAGGCUUGAGCAGCCUGGACGUGGCGCAGGCAAGCGAAGACUCGCAUGGUCCAGGCAGAGGCACCGCGACCUCCGACUAUGAAGCGGCGAAGAGAGCGGCCGGGAUACCAUCUGAAGACCGACCCCCAGCUCUCCACAUGGGACGAGGGAAGGGCGGUCUUCUCAGUUCUCCAUUAUACGCCGCGCGAUUCAAGCUCGAUGCCCUGUCGAAGGAAGUGUUACAGCCGCUGGCUGAUCAAUUGGGAAAGAACAAGUAUCUCUUCGGGGGAGAUGCGCCAUCUAGCCUCGACUGCCUCGCAUUUGGUUAUUUGUCUUUACUACGGUAUGCGCCCGUGCCACAGGCGUGGGUCAGAGAAGCUAUACAAACAAAGUACCCAAGACUUGAAGGGUAUCUCGCCCGUCUACGAGAAGAAUUGCUACACAACGAAGACAUAGAGCCUGCUGAUGUAUGGUCUGUUGCUACAGGCAAAGCUGUGGUUGGCGACUUUGGCUUGCAGUUGCCUUGGGCGAGCAGAAAUCCAGGGGCGUUCAUCCCACAGUUUCGGGCAGUCGUGCAUGAUGGGGUCCUGCCACAUGCACUACAAAAAGCUCCAACUGUGCGGCAUGGUCACAAUAACCCACCGCGGACUGCGAGAUCAUCGCUUCCUACCCCCCUCGCUAUCAACACGCUUGCCACUGUCACGACUGCGGCUGCCAUAGGACUCGCUGCUUUUGCAGUACAGCACCGGAGAUCACCACGGGAUGAACCAGUCAUAUUUUGGGCCCUCCGUCCUUUACAGCCCGUGUUCGAAGGUUUUGGUGUUGAAAGCUUCUUGAGUGCAUUGCCCAGAUGA
Messenger RNA from Paraphaeosphaeria sporulosa, 1293 nucleotides. RefSeq lists its product as uncharacterized. The coding region runs from base 1 to 1293 and encodes 430 amino acids. Gene Ontology annotation, cellular component: SAM complex. The transcript has 3 exons. Gene Ontology annotation, biological process: mitochondrion organization. The record is from RefSeq and is a predicted model, not a curated record. NCBI's taxonomy places the organism in Eukaryota, Fungi, Ascomycota, Dothideomycetes, Pleosporales, Didymosphaeriaceae.